Messenger RNA from Phaedon cochleariae (mustard beetle), 1021 nucleotides. NCBI's taxonomy places the organism in Eukaryota, Metazoa, Arthropoda, Insecta, Coleoptera, Chrysomelidae. The record is from the annotation of a GenBank genome assembly.
UAUUCAUAUUCUUCAUUGAAGAUAUUAAGUACUCAUAAUAUUAUUAGGUCGCCAUUCUAUAAUAAAUCAUGGAAGAGGAAUUGUUAUCUUCUGGAAAUAGUAAAAGUGCAAUAUCACAGUUGUGCACUAGAAUUUCUCAGAUUCACCAAAGUACUCUGGAUAAAUGGACUCCACACAGUCAUGCAAGAUGGGGUGGCACAAUUCUGCUCCUCAUACUAUUUGGUUUGCGUAUUAUUACCAAGCAGGGAUGGUAUAUAGUCACUUAUGCCCUAGGUAUUUAUCAUUUAAACCUAUUUAUAGCAUUUCUCACACCAAAAAUUGAUCCAGCAAUGGAUUUUGAUGCUGAAGAAAAUGGUCCUGAGCUCCCAACAAGAGCAAAUGAAGAAUUCAGGCCUUUCAUCAGAAGGUUACCAGAGUUUAAAUUCUGGUAUUCAGUUACAAAGAGUUCUGUAGUCGGACUAAUUUGUACCUUUUUCGAAUGUUUCAAUAUACCUGUCUUCUGGCCUAUAUUAGUGAUGUAUUUCAUCACUCUUUUCUGCAUCACCAUGAAACGACAAAUAAGACAUAUGAUCAAGUAUCGUUACUUGCCUUUUACACAUGGAAAACCAAAGUACCAGAGUCAUGAAGAGAGUGCAGGGAAAAUUAAUAUAUCUCCAAAGUGACAAAUGUUUAAUUUUUAGUUUCAUUCGAGAAUGUAACCAAAAAUGUCCAGAAUUUUUUAUACAAGGAAUGAAAUAUUGGGAGUGAACAAAUAAGAUAAAUUUUGCCAUAAAUAAUUUAAAUUCCUUCAUGUGGUGCAGUAUUGUGGUUUUAUUAUUUUUUUCAAUUUACCAUUCCCUUUAGACAACUUGAUAAUAUUAGCAGGCAGUGGCGGCUCGUGACUUUCAUGACAGAGGAGGCUGAAUGAUAUAUGAGAUUAUUGUGAAAAACAACUCUCUACUCACCCAAAUCAAAAGCUUCAAUGACACUCUGUUUACCAGUUAACCUUAACUUAAUACUUGAAGAGAUGUGUUCCUGUGAU